CGGCUCGCCAUGCCGCACUAUGACGCCGCCGCACAGCUUCGCCAUCCGCGACCUGCUGCCCGAGGCAUCCUCCCCCGUACCCUCGCCCUCGCCUCCCGUCUCGCCCGCGCCCUCCGACACCGAGCUCGACGUCACCGGCACCGGUACGCCACCGCCUGGCGUCUCCGCCAGCGCCGGCGGGCCCGACCGCGCCAAGAGCGAAAAACCCGCCUACAGCUACAACGCCCUCAUCAUGAUGGCCAUCCGCAGCAGCCCCGAGAAACGGCUCACGCUCAACGGCAUCUACGAGUAUAUCAUGAAAAAUUUUCCAUACUACAAGGAAAAUAAGCAGGGCUGGCAGAACUCCAUCAGGCACAACCUGAGUCUCAAUAAGUGCUUUGUGAAGGUGCCGCGCCACUACGACGACCCCGGCAAAGGCAACUACUGGAUGCUAGACCCUUCCUCGGACGACGUGUUUAUCGGGGGAACGACAGGCAAGCUGCGCCGGCGCAGUACGGCCGCUUCGCGGUCGCGGUUGGCGGCGUUCAAGCGCGGCGCCAUCCUGCACCCGAUGUUCGGCAACCCGUACGCCUCGCUGGUGGGCCUGUACCCACCGCUGCUGUCGGUGUACGGGCGUUACGCGCUGCCGGCGCCGCUGCUGCGCCUGCCGCCACCGCCCCCCGCCGCUGCAUACCACCAGCUGUACCGGCGGCUGCACGGCCUGGCGCCGCAGCACAGCCCGCCGCAUGCGCCGCAUGACCCCCGCGAGCCCGACCCCCACAUCCUGAAGCAUAGUUGAUAGAAGCAGUGGCUCAGCCCGUUUCGAAGGUAUUCCCGCGAUAUCUCCCCGAAGACGUGCGCGCGCCGCGACCGCGACGACCGCGACGCGGCGACCAAGACUGUGAUACGAGUGAACGUAAACGACCGAGUGUAGGACGCGCGGCGACAACCGCCGCCCUGUCGCCGCCCUGUCGCCGCUACUCUCUCUAUUUAUUUAUCGCCGUAAGAAUUUAUUUAAUAUAUAAAUAUAAUUUAACUUUAAGAGGCUAGUUUAAGUUAUAUUG
Papilio xuthus (Asian swallowtail) is the source of this 1043-nucleotide messenger RNA. RefSeq names its product fork head domain transcription factor slp2. The coding region runs from base 20 to 778 and encodes 252 amino acids. Gene Ontology annotation, molecular function: DNA-binding transcription factor activity; sequence-specific double-stranded DNA binding. NCBI's taxonomy places the organism in Eukaryota, Metazoa, Arthropoda, Insecta, Lepidoptera, Papilionidae. Gene Ontology annotation, biological process: regulation of transcription by RNA polymerase II. The transcript has a single exon. Gene Ontology annotation, cellular component: nucleus. The record is from RefSeq and is a predicted model, not a curated record.